UUUUGGGUUAAAUAUGGAGCGAGCCAGCGAGGAGACUCAGCAGAGUAUGAACUAUGAAGUCACUGUAGCUAAUACCCUGGGAACUCCGGUCUUCAGCUCCCCGAUAAAUCCACCGUAACUUCUCUCGUCUUUCCGACCGAAAAUGCCAUUCGUUUCACAAAUACAGCGACAAAGCGAUUACAAUCGAUUCUCUUCUUCCACUCCUAUCGUUAUCGACAACGGCGCCUCCUACUUCCGCAUCGGGUGGGCUGGAGAGACUGAUCCUCGAGUGAUUUUUCGCAACAUUGUGCAGAGACCGCGCCACAAAUCCACUGGUGAAACUGUCACAAUUGUUGGUGACCAUGACCCUGCAUUGUUGAAAAACUUCGACUGCACUCGGUCUGGGCCUCGUUCUGCUUUCGAUAAUGAUGUUGUUUACCAGUUCGAAAUAAUGGAAUAUAUACUUGACUUUGCGUUUGAUCGAUUGGGAGCAAAUGGAUCACAGAUUGAUCAUCCCGUGCUGAUAACUGAAUGCGUAUGCAAUCCAGUCCACUCUCGAGCUAAAAUGGCAGAACUUCUUUUUGAAACAUAUGGAGUUCCAGCAAUAGCAUAUGGCGUUGAUGCUGCAUUCAGCUAUAAGUAUAAUCAGAGACAUGGGAUUUGUCAUAAAGAUGGUUUUGCCAUUUGCCCAGGAUUUUCCACAACUCAUUUUAUUCCGUUUCUUGAUGGAGAGCCUGUUUACAAAGGAUGCUGUCGAACUAAUAUUGGCGGUUAUCACGUCACUGAUUAUUUAAAGCAACUUCUUUCACUUAAGUAUCCUUAUCACAUGGCAAGGCUUACAUGGGAGAAAGUUGAAGAUCUGAAAAUGGAACAUUGUUAUGUUGCACCAGAUUAUGCCUCGGAGGCUCGGUUAUUUCAGGAAGGAACCAAGGAAGCUGAUGAUAAGAUCAGGUCUUGGCAGCUUCCAUGGACACCUCCACCAGCAGAGGAGCGUCCUUCUGAAGAGGAGCGUGCGAGAAAAGCUGCUAUAAAGGAGAGACAAGGUCAACGAUUGCGAGAAAUGGCUGAGGCAAAGAGGUCGUCAAGGAUAAAUGAACUGGAAAAUGAAUUGCAUGGUUUGGAAUUUCUAUUGCAGCAGCUUGAACAAGUUGAAGGAGAUAACGUUCCAUCUUUCUUAAAAACAACAGGCUAUGUCUCGAAGCAAGAGAUAGAAUCUUCCAUUUCAAAAGUAACACAAUCUUUAAGAAAAGCAAAAGGAGAACCAAAAUCUGACCUGGCUGAAACUGACGAGAAGACAGAUUCUUCUGCAAAUGAAAAGUAUCCCCUUGUCAAUAUCCCUGACAACUUGUUGUCCCCAGAGCAGCUGAAGGAAAAAAGGAGGCAAUUGUUUCUCAAAACUACGUCAGAUGGACGACAGCGAGCAAAACAAAAGCGCUUUGAAGUGGAAUUAGAACGAGAAAGGAAAAGUCAACAAGAUGAAGAGAGACGCUUGGAGAAUCCCAAACUUUACUUGGAGCAGUUGCAUGCUAAAUACAAAGAGAUCUCUGUGAGAGUUGAGCAACGAAAACGACUUAAGACAAAUGGUGGGCACACAAAUGGAAAUAAUGCUUCUGGUGGCGUGGGCCGUGGUGAGAGAUUAAAUGCUGCCCAGAGGGAAAGGAUGCGCCUGUUAACCACUGCAGCCUUUGAUCGAGGCAAGGGUGAGGAUACUUUUGGUGCCAAAGAUGAAGACUGGCAACUUUACAAGCUGAUGAGCAAAGAUAAUGAUGACGAUGAUGAGGGACAAGAUGAUGAGGAAGCUGAGAUGAACCGAAUUUCUUCUAGGCUCCAGGAACUAGACCCAUCAUUUAUUCCCAAGCCAGACUUAGGAACCCUUCAACCUGCUGCUGACAUGCCAAAGUUCCGACCGCAUACCAAGGAGGAUUACCAAAUUGUCCUUGGGGUUGAAAGGUUCCGGUGCCCUGAAAUACUGUUUCAUCCCAACUUAAUUGGGAUUGAUCAGGCUGGGUUAGAUGAGAUGGCUGGGGUCUCUAUAAGGAGGUUGCCAUCCAGAUGUGAAGAAUUGGAGAAUAGGCUGACGAGUUCAAUCCUUAUGACUGGAGGGAGCUGCCUCCUCCCUGGUAUGGCUGAGCGCUUGGAAGCUGGAAUCAGAAUGAUUCGUCCAUGUGGGUCUCCUAUAAACGUGGUCAGAGCAUUGGAUCCUGUUCUUGACGCAUGGCGUGGGGCUUCUGUUUAUGCUUCUGCUUUGCAUUUCCCAGAGCAGACAUUUAGUAGACUGGAUUACUACGAGAAGGGUGAAGAUUGGUUGCGCAGAUAUCAGCUGCAAUACACAUUAUGAAAUUUUAGUCACAAUGCAAUCAAAAUACUCCGUCAGUAAAAUUUUCCGCGGGUCAUGUCUUCAGAUGUUGUUUCCACCAUAUUUAGUUGCCAAUGCUUCCAGCUAUUGAUAAUUUUUGCUAAUUAUCCCAUAUUGCUCCCUGUAGAAUCCUGAGCUUCAUCAGUUUUAGUGUAAUUAUUGGCUAUGCUUACCUCCACC
Molecule: messenger RNA, 2515 nt
Organism: Tripterygium wilfordii
Lineage: Eukaryota; Viridiplantae; Streptophyta; Magnoliopsida; Celastrales; Celastraceae
Product: actin-related protein 5
Exons: 12
Coding region: 143-2317 (724 amino acids)
Biological process (GO): regulation of DNA-templated transcription
Cellular component (GO): Ino80 complex; cytoplasm
Source: RefSeq, a predicted model, not a curated record